Messenger RNA from Meloidogyne enterolobii, 563 nucleotides. The record is from the annotation of a GenBank genome assembly. Lineage: Eukaryota; Metazoa; Nematoda; Chromadorea; Rhabditida; Meloidogynidae.
AUGGACAUUUCUGAAUCAAUUAACAGUGAAAGUUUUGAGACUCUGCUUCGAGUAGAAGUUGCCAGUCGACAACCCCAACAAAAUUCAAAAGAUAUUAAUUUGUGUGGACUUCCAUUUAGCUUAAAUAAUGGAAUUUCAACGUCACAUCAUUCAAUUCCCGGUACUGCUCAACUUUUGGGCUCUUUACCUUUUAAUUUUGUUUGUUCUUUUGAUAUUAAACGUGCUUUGCAAACAACAAAUGAUGACUCAGCUCCUUCCACUUCGUCUAUACAAAAUUAAAAUGUUGUAGUCUUAAAAAUUUUUUAAUAAAAAUAAAUUUUAAAAGUUUAUUACACUGUGUUAUUUACAAAAAGAUAAUAAGUACAUCUAAAGUUUUGCUAACUUCUCUUUAAAUAAUUAUCCUACUCACAUUUUAAACUUUGAAAAUAAAAUCCGUAUAUAGUUUCCCAACGUAUGGUCGCAUUUAUUCUCUUAAUAUCUUGCAUUUUUAGGUAAUUUUUAAGCAUUUUAGAUGUGUGGCCCCAUAACGGAAAAGUACCAAUCUCUAAUAAUAAUAAUAUAAA